AAGUUCUGCUCAACUAUAAAUAUAGUUGAAGUUUGCUGCAGUUCACAGAACGGUGUGUUAGAUUUGUUUAUGAUGGCCAGGACAUUUUAUGCUGCCCUGCUAAUUUUCCUUGUUUUUGCAGUGAUAGCUGCAGAGUUUUCCCAGGCAUUCUCUCAUGAUGAACGGAUCUUGCUCCAAACAAGGAGGAAGCACAAGCACACUGGAUUCAAGCAAGGAGAGUGUCCAGGAGCAUGUUCAUACAGGUGCUCAAAGACUCAACACCGAAAGCCAUGCAUGUUCUUCUGCCAGAAGUGCUGCUUCAAGUGUAGAUGUGUUCCUCCAGGAACCUAUGGCCACAAAGAGGUCUGCCCCUGCUACAACAAUUGGAAAACCCAAGAAGGAAAACCCAAGUGUCCCUAGUUAAAUAUGAUAUGUUUUUCUUCUACUGUAAUAAGUAGGACUGGCAAGAACUUGGGUUCUAGCAAAUGUACCUGCUCUUUCAUUGUUUUCCUGUUAUUGUUAUUGGAUCUGAUGUGCAAGAUCUGAUCCAAAUUAAACUCUAUUCAAAGAGAAAGAGAUUGAAUGAACAACAUAACUUGGCAUUUACCAC
Molecule: messenger RNA, 589 nt
Organism: Cryptomeria japonica (Japanese cedar)
Lineage: Eukaryota; Viridiplantae; Streptophyta; Pinopsida; Cupressales; Cupressaceae
Product: gibberellin-regulated protein 12
Exons: 4
Coding region: 70-399 (109 amino acids)
Source: RefSeq, a predicted model, not a curated record